UCAGUCCUGUGUAUCGGUCGAUGGACACUCAGGACAGUAUCGCAGCAGGACUACGGAUGGAGGUAUCAGAGGGAUAACCCAGACAACGCUAUUGUAGCACUGUUCUCGGCAUCGCAUGUAUCUGAUCUACCGAAUUUUAAUAAAGUCACAUUUCUGACAUUUGCAGUUACAGUUAACUGUGUAGAAAAUAGGCAACUUUCAGCGUUUCAGAGAACUUUAGCCCGCGAAAACAGA
This is a messenger RNA of Porites evermanni, 234 nucleotides long. The record is from the annotation of a GenBank genome assembly. NCBI's taxonomy places the organism in Eukaryota, Metazoa, Cnidaria, Anthozoa, Scleractinia, Poritidae.